Bipolaris zeicola 26-R-13 is the source of this 423-nucleotide messenger RNA. RefSeq lists its product as uncharacterized. The annotation marks the transcript as partial. The record is from RefSeq and is a predicted model, not a curated record. Lineage: Eukaryota; Fungi; Ascomycota; Dothideomycetes; Pleosporales; Pleosporaceae. The transcript has a single exon.
AUACACAUAUACUUAAGUACAAAGUCUCAUGCUUCAGAGUCUACAAGUCCAAAUAUUCUAACAAGUACUAUUACGGCCGUCGCAACGAGUGCAUCCACGUAUGAGAAAGAAGACAAAGGAGAUGAUGACCACGAAUCGCAUCCGCACACCACGCCUCCGUCCCAAUCCAAAGUCGCAAAGCCCGCGUGGAUCAACCCCAGCACCGCAGCGCUACUCUGCUUUGACUUCCUAGCCGCCACUUUUUUCGUGUGGUGCUGGGUCAUGGGCUGGUUUUCGUGGCUAAAGGGGGACCAAAGUCGCGAUCGUAGAAUGGGACAAGGAGGAUGGCAGGCAUAUAGGGCGAGAGAAGCAAGAGACUCAGAUACAAGAGCACCAGUGAACCAGAAUGUAGAGCGGGAAAUGAGAAGGUUAGGGAUGGUAUGA